Messenger RNA from Mesoplodon densirostris (Blainville's beaked whale), 1066 nucleotides. Its product is annotated as glyoxylate/hydroxypyruvate reductase B-like. Gene Ontology annotation, cellular component: cytosol. Lineage: Eukaryota; Metazoa; Chordata; Mammalia; Artiodactyla; Ziphiidae. Gene Ontology annotation, molecular function: glyoxylate reductase (NADPH) activity; hydroxypyruvate reductase [NAD(P)H] activity; NAD binding. The record is from RefSeq and is a predicted model, not a curated record.
CACCAGGGAAGCCCGAGGAAAUAGGAUUUUAAGAAAUGUUACUGUGUUGUACGAAUUCAGUCUCCCUCUUUGGUGCCACGGGCGAUCAGGACCCACCUGGAGUUUUGGUGUCUGGACUUGAAGGACAACAUGGUAUAUGUGAAGAUCAUGCUGGAGAUCUGCAGAAACACUUUAAUCUCAUUACCAUGCAAGAAUUUUUAGAAAAUAAAACACAGCUGGGUCCAAAGACCCAAGCCGUGUACGUCUGGGGCGGAAGGCCGGCCGUUAGCCAGGAGCUGCUGCACAGCCUGCCCUCCUUGAAGAUCGUUGCCGGCGUAGGGGCGGGGCUGGACCACCUGCACCCGGGACUUGUUGCCAGCUUUGGUGUGAAGGCGGCCAACACGCCACACGCCGUUUCCAACCCCACAGCAGACCUGGGGAUGGCCUUGCUGCUGGCCGCAGCUCAGAGAGUCGUGGAAGGUCAUCAGUUGGCUAUUUCGCCACAUACGGAGAACUUUUCUACAAACUGGAUGGGUUAAGAAGUGACAGGGACCAUUCUGGGAAUUAUGGGCGUGGGGAGCAUUGGCUAUAAGAUCGCUCAGAGGGCCAGAGCAUGUGAAAUGGAGAUUCUCUACCACAACAGGAAACACAGAAAAUCGGAGGAGGAGGAAGACAUUGGGGCCACUUACUGUGAGAGGCUGGAUGACCUGCUUCAGCGAUCGGACUUUGUGAUGUUGGCUGUGGGCCUGACGCCCCAGGCCCGGGGCCUGAUCGGGAGGCGCGAGCUGAGUGGCCUGGAGCCCACCGCCAUUCUCAACAUCGGCAGAGGUCUGUUAGUUGAUCAAGACGCCCCGGUGGAAGCCCUUCAGACUGGGGUCAUUAAAGCAGCAGCGCUGGAUGUGACGAACCCAGAACCCCUGCCCAGAGAUCAUCCUUUGUUGGAGUUGAAGAACAUCACUCUGACACCUCACGUUGGAACUGCACUAACUCAUCAAGCAAGACGACAGACAAUGGAAAAUUUGGUUGAAAGCAUCCUGGCUUCUCUCAAUGGCCUUCCUAUUCAUAAUGAAGUGCUAUUUAAAUGACU